Caenorhabditis angaria is the source of this 3882-nucleotide messenger RNA. The record is from the annotation of a GenBank genome assembly. Lineage: Eukaryota; Metazoa; Nematoda; Chromadorea; Rhabditida; Rhabditidae.
AUGCUUCCGUUGUUAAAAUAGGGCUAGAAAUCGUAGAACUCUGUCCGUAAGAUUGAGUUGACAAAAAGCAUAGUAAUAAAAUAGGAAGACGCAUGUUGAAAAUUCAUAAAAAGAGAGAAGUGAUAAAAAAAGACACUAACAAGAUCGUUAAAUUGCAGUGUACGCGAUUCGCAACUCACCGAUUACGAUAUCAGUGAUUUCAAUGCACAUGAGGUAGGAAAAUGAUCAAAAACUAAAUUCCUUCAUAUGUUUGUUGCAGAGUAACUGGUCGGAGCCGGGAUAUCAGCAGAUUCCACAGCGGAUUGAGGAGGCGCAACGGCGUACCACUAACGACUCGGAUGAUUAUGUCAAGGUGAACGAGCCGAUUUAUGAUUAUCCACCGCGGCCAACGUCGGAGAAGAAGCGGAUUAGUCCGACAGAGGCGGCGCAAUUGCAGGAACUUUGUCAGGAAUAUGAUUUGGGAUUGGAUAUUCCGGGAGUGGCGUCGCAAAGGAAUCAGGAACAGUUUAGAGGGGAGCCGGUUCAACAACAACAGUUCUAUCAGCAACAUCAAGACCCCUUCAGACGGCCAGACCAAGAUCAAUUCAGAGGCCAGCAAGAACCAAUCCAGCAACAGAACUUCUACCAACAACAACAUCAAGAACCCACCCAAGAACAUCAAUUCUACCAGCAAAAUCAAGACCCCUUCAGACGACAAGAUCAAGCUCCCCAACAACAACAUCAAGACCCAUUCCAUCGUCAAGAUUCCCAACCACAAACCAUCAUCAAUGUCCCGAUAAAUCGUCCCAUCCCCAUCCAAGGUCGAGAUGAUCCCAAGAAUCUAGCCACCGCUGAUUUGUUUGUUCAAGAUGCGAUCGAGUAUUUGGGAGGGCAGCAGGUAUUUUUUCAAAAAUAAAUUCAAUAUUUUCUGUUUUUUUUUCAGAAACCUGCACCAUUCGUCAUGGAAGAAGAUAUGUUGCGAAGCCACGAGGAGCCCAAGCAGCAAAAAAGUCUUCGAAAAAUGCCGAGCGGCGAAGCGACGAGUCGACAAGUUCGAACCAACGAUGUUUUUGAGCGUGUCGAACACGAUGAGCAUGAUGAUAUGACGUAUGCUCCAGAAAUUCAAUCAGUUAUGAUUCCGCCGGAUCAAAUGAGUGAGACUAGUGAGAAUAUGAUUGACUAUUUUGAUAAAGUUGCGGCUGAUUCAGAAGCUCAGAUUCAUGGUAAGUUUUAGUUUUUUUUUCCAAACAAUCCAAAGCCUGAUUCUAUUUGUAGAUCUUCGACAAGACACUCUCAAGAAACAGGUUAGUUAUGUUUUUUUCGGAUCUUGUGAUGUCCCCCUGUCCGUCCCAGCUUUAACCCCCUUUGUUUUUUAUAGCCGCCCAAUCGUGCCCAAGUGUCCAACAAAAAACCCGUCGGUCGUGUAAGCUUAUUUGUUGCAUGUCCCAAAAUGUUUUUUUGAAAAUAAAACGGGUUUUUUUGUAGGCUCCACAGAUUUUACCGGCGUUUGGCAAUCGGGCGACAAGCAACUCGUCGUUGGGAUCUGGAAGAUCGGGAAGUUCGGAUAUGUAUCCGUAUAGGAAUGUGAGUAUGGGAGGCUUGUAAAGAGAGGUUGACUAGGGUCUGCUGCUUGAGAAGGGGUUUUCAUAGCGGUGGGGCCUUGGGAAUAUAGUUGAUAAGGGUCAUCUGCUUGAAAAGGGUUUUUCAUAGAGGUGGGGCCUUGGAACGUUGGAUGCAUAGGGUUAGAUACUUGAGAUGAGGCUUGUAUAGGAGUGGGGCCUUGGAACGAUAUAUUCAUAGGAUCAAAUGCUUGAGAAAGCCUCCGUGUAGCGACGGAGCCUUGGAAAAACGUUGAAUAGGAUUAUCUGCUUGAGAAAUAAGCCUACCUAUAAAGGUGGAGCCUUGGGACAUGUGAUUUAUAGGGUUAGCUGCUUGAAAAUUGGUUUGCAUAGCGGUGGGGUCUUGGAAAGAUGGGUGAAUAGGGUUAGGUGCUUGAGAAUGGUAUUGUAUAGGUGUGAGGCCUGCGGACAGGUGGCUCAUAGGCUUAGACGCUUGAGAUGAGACUUAUAUAGGGAUGGAGCCUUGUACAAAAUGUUGUAUAGGGUAAACUGCUUGAUAAACCUGAUAAGCUUAGAAAAGUCUAGAGGUCCAGAGAAUUUUAGCAUUCUUAUUAGAAUUUUUUUAGUUCCAAGUUCUAUUAAGUUUUCAAAAUUAAAAAAAUCUCAACACAAACAUCUGGUUUCAAUUUAUUAUCCAUAAAACAAAAACUCAAGCAUGUUUCCGCACUCACAUAUUUCCCUGUUCAGCUCCGUAAACAAUCAUCCCUUCUCUCGGUUCUUGGCGUAACUUCCAUGCAAGAAAUGUUAUUGCAAAUCAACAGUUUGGACGCAUUAUCAGAAGCGAUGCGUAGAGCGGGUCUCGAAACGACAAAUCUGAUUUUCGGUAUCGAUUACACGGCAAGUAACAAGUAUCAAGGAGAGGAUUCGUUUGGCGGUAGAAGUUUGCACACUAUUCAUCCGAAUGUCAAGAAUCCUUAUCAGCAGGUAGGUCUGGAUUUUUUUGCCACGUCAUAACCACAAUUUUCCUAUAGGUGAUCACCAUUCUUGGUCGAACCCUUGCACCAUUCGCUGGCCACGGUAACAUCGGUGUGUAUGGUUUUGGUGACGCAAAAACCGGCGACUGGAGCACAUUCAAUCUCAAAUCACAAGGCGAUUGUCGAAGUUUGGAUGAUGUUCUCAACGUGUAUAACGCCGUCACACCCAACGUCUCAUUGAGUGGUCCCACCAAUUUCGCCCCGUUGAUUUAUCAAGCAAUGGAGACUUGUCAGAAAUCGCGAGACUAUCACAUUCUGGUGAUUAUUGCCGAUGGUCAGGUGACGAACGAACGAGCAACGCGUAGAGCAAUUGUGCAGGCCUGCCAACAUCCGUUGUCGAUUAUUGUGGUUGGUGUUGGUGAUGGACCGUGGGAUAUGAUGAAGGUGGGGACAGGUUUUUGGGGAGGGCUGGGAAAGAGCUUGGGGAGGGCUGGGUACUGAAGUUUGCGGUGAGUUCUGACUUUUUGGGAGGGACACUAAUUCUAAAUUGCUGAGCUCUAAGCUUGAACUUUGAGAUUUCCGAGCUCUAAGCUUAAAGUUCAGGCCUGUCGAGCUCUAAACAUUAACUCCAAGUUUUCCGAACUCUAAUCCUACCUUAACUUCAAGAUUGCCGAACUCUAAAUUAACUCCGUGAUUGCCGAGCUCUAAUCCUUCCUUAACCCUAAGUUUGCUAAAUUCUAAUUUUUCCUUAACUUCAAGAUUGCGAAACUCUAAUCUUACCUUAACACCAAAAUUGCCAAUCUCUAACUUCAAACUUCUUAACUUCAAGUUUGUCGAACUCUAAUUUUUCCUUAACUCUGUGAUUGCCGAGCUCUGUACCUUAACUUUACGGUUGCCGAACUCUAAUCCUUCCUAACUCCCAGUUUGUCGAGCUCCAAGCUUGAACUUCAAGAUUGCCAAGCCUGUGUCGAACUCUGAUUGUUCUUUAACUCAAAGAUUGCCGAGCUCUAAUCCUUCCCAAACUCCAAGAUUGCCGAACACUUAACUACAAGAUUGCCGAGCUCUAACUCUAAACUUCAAGAUUGCCAAGCCUUAAGCCUGAACUUCAAGUUCCCAACCAACCGAAAAGGUUGCAGAUCUUCGACGAAUCUCUCCCCAAACGUCCAUGGGACAAUUUCCAUUUCGUCGAAUUCCACGACAUUAUCAAAAAAUCGGCAAACCUCGAAGACGGCGAUGUAAAAGUCGCCGUUCAAUCGUUGCUCGAGAUUCCCGAUCAAUAUAGAUGUAUUUGUGAACUUGGACUUUUGGAUAGAUCGAUUCCACCGCGAGGCAGCGAAAUUCGACGAGAAUUGAUGCAUAACCCAUUAUAG